This is a messenger RNA of Mugil cephalus (flathead mullet), 2662 nucleotides long. RefSeq names its product peptidase inhibitor 15a (gene pi15a). Gene Ontology annotation, cellular component: extracellular region. The transcript has 6 exons. NCBI's taxonomy places the organism in Eukaryota, Metazoa, Chordata, Actinopteri, Mugiliformes, Mugilidae. Bases 662 to 1435 code for a protein of 257 amino acids. The record is from RefSeq and is a predicted model, not a curated record.
CAGCCAUCAGUUUAGUGUUGAUGUCCCGGAGCUUGUGGGAAAUGCAAACUCGUCACCUGUCUGUGGAGCUGAUGUGCCAGUUUAAACUGAGCGAAUCAAAAUAAUGAAGCACUUUAAAAAACAUAUAAUAUUACAAAAUAUUAUUAUUAUUAUUAAUCCCUGUGCCAUAACUGUGUUUGCCUUCAAGAACCCAGAACCCCACCCUGCUGCUGCUACACACAUCCUACUGUAUUAGUCAAAUGUUUUUUUUUUGUUUUUGUUUUUUUCACUUCUUGCGCAAACGUAAAGCUGAUGCCUAGAAUUGAGCAAGAUCUGCAGCGCACGAGUUACGAGCAACCAAACACACUCCUCGCUUCUAAAUGAUGUUGUGUUUCAGGUGACAAGGAGGGGCUGCGCGUCUACCUCCGAGGCAGGCGCACUUCCUGCAUUGUCCACUACGAUAUAUAAACCCGCAAAGACGGACUUCUCCUGGAGCACUCACAAAGUUUGCAAAGCGCAAAAACGCCUCACUUGCAGCCCUCCUCUCUCCGAUCAGUCACAGGGGCUUUAGAGGGGGAUACCGCCUUGGCGACGCAGGCACAAGGUACCGAGCGGAGCAAGAAAAGAACCAUCCGGGACGCGGGAUAUUCUGUCGGGCAGUUUCCUAAAAAAAAAAGCAAUCAUGAAACCUCAGUUGUUUGCCAUAGACUUAAUACUUUUGUGCAUAUGGUGCGGAGCAAGUGCACUGGAGACGAGUAUUCCUGCUGCGUCCGCGUCCUUCCCGGCCGCCAACAUCACCAAUCUUGCGCACAUCUCUGGAACAGACACCACGGCUCUUUCUAAAAGCAGGCGGAAGCGUUACAUUAGUCAGAACGACAUGCUUGCCAUUCUUGAUUACCACAACAAAGUGAGAGGGAAGGUUUUUCCUCCAGCCUCCAAUAUGGAAUACAUGGUGUGGGACGACACACUCGCGAAGACCGCAGAGGACUGGGCUCAUGCCUGCCUGUGGGAGCACGGGCCACCUCACCUCCUCAGGUUCCUGGGUCAAAACCUCUCAGUCAGGACAGGACGCUACCGAUCCAUUCUUCAGUUGGUGAAACCCUGGUACGAUGAGGUUAAAGAUUACUCCUUCCCAUACCCCCGUGACUGCAACCCUCGAUGCCCACUCAGAUGCUAUGGACCCAUGUGCACCCAUUACACACAGAUGGUGUGGGCAACGUCCAACAAAGUUGGCUGUGCUGUACACACCUGCCACAACAUGAACGUAUGGGGCUCGGUGUGGAAGAGGGCGACGUAUUUAGUUUGCAACUACUCACCCAAGGGCAACUGGAUCGGAGAGGCUCCCUACAAAGUGGGCGUGCCCUGCUCCGCCUGCCCACCCAGCUACGGGGGCUCGUGCAGCAACAACAUGUGCUUCCCCGCUCUCAAGACAAACUACCUGCACUGGUUCAAAUAAACACAGGUCUCCUCCUCGACACACAUAAGCUGACAACCUACAGUACCACAGAGACAUUAUUCUAAUUCAGUGAGGACUUGCACAACAGUCGUGGACCACACUAUUUUUUGUAUAUAUAUGAGCUUAUUUAAAGACAAAAAAACGUAAAUUUGAAGGCAGCAGGCGAUUUUACCGUUGAUGACUUGUAAAUAAUCUGUAAAUUAAUGUGUUUCAUUGUUACCAGAAUUUGCUUUGACUAUUUUUAAUUUAUAUGUAGAAAUGGGUCCUUAAACCAUGCAUAGUUCAUGUGGUGCUGCAAACAGUUUUUUACUAUAUUAGUUUACCGUUGACAAUGUGGUAAUUAAGGACAUUACAACCAGAGCAGCCUCCUCGUAUCUGCUCACCUCGGUGCUACGGGCAUCACACCUUCAUGCUGUGUGCUCUGCCUCCACAGGAAUGUUGUGAUAUAAGGAUCAAAGCUUUUGACCUCAAAGGGGGGAAACCUACGCUGCCAGUGUCAGCUUUGCAGUCGCCUUAAGGUUCCAUACGUGUCCGUCAAUAAGUUGGGGGUGGAAAAAAAAGAAAAGAUCUCCAUUCAUUCAAGCGCUUGGUUCCAGCACAGGACUCCUCUCUCGUCAGAAGCUAGUUCAAACAACAACACUGGUCAUUUUUCACUCCGUUUUUUUUUUUCCAGUUUCUUAAUCUGCACUAAUUAGUUUGCGUUUCAUUGCAGACACUUCAUCGUUUCGGGGGCAUUUCACUGGUUUCAUUCACAUCUCACAUAGACCUGACCCACAUAUCUGUUCUGUUAUCAUGUAUUGGUUAAUUAUAAACCAAUAUACUGACGUUGAUCAUGUUUUUAUUAUUGAUGACUGAUGUAGUUUUAGUCGGGCACUCAAGUUCACCUUAAUUGUUUGUAAAUUUCUAAAAUACCAGGAAAUGAUUAUAUAUAUAUUUUUUUUGUAGAUAAUCAUUAUACCUUGACUAUCUUUAAAACACGUAUACUGUAAGUUAUUCAUUUUUAUAUUGGAAAAAAAAAUAUUUAAGUGAUAUUCAUUUUUUUUUAUUGUUUUGUAAGAGGGUUGCAGUGUAAUGAAAAGGUACUCCGCAUUAUUCAAGAAGGAAGGAAAGUAGAAAUAAAAGAACAUUUUCAGCACUGACUGUAUUUAAAUCACAACAAGCUAUUUAUGCAGUGAACUGUGUUUUUCCUGUUGUGUUUUGUACUUGUAAUAAAAUGGUCUAUUUUGA